AUGCAAGCGCUGAAAUCAUUCUUUUCAAAGACUGGAAGUGGAAGCGGAAGUGGAGCAAAGACAGCUGAUGAGUAUAGUGAGAAGACAAAGUACUCGAGUUUGUUCUUUGAUCGUUUGGAAAGGAAUGCCAUUCAACCAUUCGUUGGACUGGCGGCCAAGUCAGCGCCCGCAUCAAACACAUUCGAGUUGACAGACUUUAACAUUGAUACAACCGUGUCGGACGCCGCAGUGGUCUCUGUCUGGACACAGCGAUACAAGAACGGCAACACCUCGCCAGUCGAGGCCAAGUACCAGAUGCCCCUGGCGCCACAGGCUGCCGUGUCUAGCUUCGUGGUCACCUACGACGACAAGGUGCUGAUUGCCAAGAUCAAGGAGAAGGAGGCAGCUCAGAACAAGUACUCGGACGCCAUUGCCAGUGGCCACCAGGCAUUCAUGGUCGAGAAGAACGACAAUGGCUCAUUCACCACAAUGAUUGGCAACCUGCCUCCCACCAAGGAGGUCACUGUCACACUGACCAUCGUCUCUGAGAUUGGCACCUACUUGGACGAGUACUACUACGGCCUGCAUCGCUACAUGUUCCCAACAAAGGGCUUCAACCUGACGCUCAACAUGGACGUCCAACUGUCAUCGGCCAUCCAAUCGGUCAAGGUACUCAACUACAACCAUGCUGAUACCAAGGUAGAUGGCAACAAGGCCAAGCUCACACUUCGCCACGAAGGCAAGAUCGACAAGAACAUCAUCGUCGUGAUCAAUCAGAAGGACAACACUCAGCGUCCAACAUACUUCUUGGAGAAGUCCGUCUCAGACUCGACCUACGCGCUGGGCAUCAACUACUACCCACACAUGUCGGUCGCACCAGAGGACGUCGAUCAGAAGUCAGAGUUCAUCUUCCUGCUCGAUUGUUCUGGCUCGAUGAGUGGAGGUGCCAUUGCCAAGGCAAAGCGCGCACUUGAGAUCCUGAUGAGAUCACUCACUGAGAAGUCAAAGUUCAACAUUUGGCUGUUUGGAUCAUCCUACAACUCUCUGUUCCCAGAGUCGCGUCUAUACGACGAUUCCAGUCUUGAGAGAGCCAGUGAGUUCAUCACUCACAUCGAUGCCAAUCUAGGUGGCACUGAGCUGCUGCCACCAAUCCAGGCCAUCCUGCGCAACCCCAACGACUCGCAAUACCCAAGACAAGUGUUUAUUCUCACCGAUGGAGAGGUUUCACAGAGAGACGAGUUGGUUGACUAUGUAGCCAAGGAGGCCAACACUACUAGGAUCUUUACACUGGGCAUUGGAGGCGGAGUUGAUCGUCAGCUGGUCACUGGACUGUCGAUGGCCUGCAAGGGUUACUUUGAGUUCAUUAAUGACAACGCCCAGAUGGAGACACAGGUGAUGAAGUUGAUGAGCAUUGCCAUGGAGCCAACCAUCUCCAACAUCCAGGUGGACUGGGAUGGCUUGGAAGUCGUACAGGCACCAGCCAACAUCAGACCACUGUUCAACAACGAGAGAAUGAUGAUCUAUGCCCUGGUCAAGUCGGAGCCAACCACCUUGAACAAGUCGAUCAAGAUCACUGCCGAUGGUCCCACCGGACAGACCCUCUCCUAUGAGGUCGCCGUGGACUUUGCCCAGGCUCAACGUAGCUCUGACUCGCUCCACACUCUCUCUGCCGCCCUGGCCAUUCGUGAUCUCGAGGAGAAGGAGCGCAAGCAACCAAAGACCAAGCAAGAGUGCAAGGAUCAGAUAGUCGCACUCGGCAAGAAGUAUCACCUCAUUUCCAAGCACACAUCAUUCGUUGUGGUCUCAGAGUCGUCCACACCCACUGAGGACACCAUGGUUGUCGUCGACGUCAAGCCAACAUCAACCGCCAAUAAUUCUAUGUACCGCGGUGCCCCAGGCGGAGGCGGCGGCGGUGGCAGAGGCGGCUCCAGACUUGGCAAUGCCAUGGCCAUGACCAAGUCCUCAUCGGUACGCAGCUCAUCCAUUUCGAGAUCGCUCGCACAGCCAAUGUCCCAGGGAGACUUUGACGAUGACUUAAACGAUGGAAACUCAUCUGGUAGCGAUGAUGACGAUGAUGAUGAGUGCGAGGAGGAGGAGAUGGAUGAGGUCAACGAGCAGAUGGACUUCCUGGAGAGCGGUGUGCAGCAGGUACAGUCUGCUGACGACUGCAUGGCCCCAGCCCCUAAAAUGAGGUCAAUCAAGUUAAUGAAGGAGAAGCAGGCGCCCAGGAAGAAAAGCUUCGACGCCUCAGGCCAGAAGGAUAAGAAGAUGCGUUGUGAGUCGCCAUCAAAGCCAACAUCUUCUAUCAGACCAUCUGGCGCACCAACACCCAAGCCAACUACCGGUGAUCCACUAAUGGAUGUUAUUCGCACUCAAAAGGCCAAUGGCAGCUGGAGCGCAUUGCCACAUUCACUCACAGUUAGCGGUUCAAUCAUUGACGAUCUAAAGAGCUUCCCUGAUGUGUGGACAACUCUUCUGGUCAUCUGCAAGCUGGAGAAGUCAUUUGCUGACAAGAAGGCUCAAUGGGACAAGCUGGUGAUCAAGGCACAGCGAUGGGUCAAGUCACAACUGACUGGCGCUUCAAUGGGCGACAAGUACGACAUCUUCCUCGCAAAGGCCAAGGCUGCACUCUAA
Messenger RNA from Acytostelium subglobosum LB1, 2613 nucleotides. RefSeq lists its product as hypothetical. The coding region runs from base 1 to 2613 and encodes 870 amino acids. The record is from RefSeq and is a predicted model, not a curated record. NCBI's taxonomy places the organism in Eukaryota, Evosea, Eumycetozoa, Acytosteliales, Acytosteliaceae. The transcript has 2 exons.